Molecule: messenger RNA, 1497 nt
Organism: Ruditapes philippinarum (Manila clam)
Lineage: Eukaryota; Metazoa; Mollusca; Bivalvia; Venerida; Veneridae
Product: ethanolamine kinase 1-like
Exons: 9
Coding region: 1-966 (321 amino acids)
Biological process (GO): phosphatidylethanolamine biosynthetic process
Cellular component (GO): cytoplasm
Molecular function (GO): ethanolamine kinase activity
Source: RefSeq, a predicted model, not a curated record
AUGAUUAUUGUGAAAUAUUUGGACCAGGAAGUGAUUAAAAAAGUUUUUACCGGAGGUAUUUCUAACCAAUUGUACGGUUACUAUCAGGAAGGUAAUUUUGAGGAAAAUGUAAUUCAGGUGAGGACAGAGUUUAUGAUAGACAGAGAUGUUGAAAAACAAAAUAUACAGCUUCUAAGUGCAGCCGGAAGAAGCCCACCUCUUUAUGCUUCAUUUGACAAUGGCAUAGCAUAUGGUUUUGUACAGGGUUGUACCCUUGAUGAUAAAACUAUACGUGAUGAAAAGAUCAGGAAAUUGAUAGCUGAAGAGAUGAUAAAGGUCCAUGCAAUUAUACCAGAGGGUAGGCAGGUGGUUUCAGCACUGUGGGACACACUCUAUAGAUUCCUGGAUUUGUCUCCUGAAGGAUUUGAAAACCCCGAGAGAAAUAAACAAUAUCUUGCAAAGAUUAAGCCAAAAGACGUGUUAAGAAAAGAGUUAGAUGAACUUCGUGUACAUCUAGAGGCGCUUAACUCCCCUGUUGUGUUCUGCCAUAAUGAUCUUUUGCUCAAAAAUAUCAUUUACAAUGAAGAAAAAGGUUGUGUUUAUUUUAUUGACCACGAGUAUGCCAUGUUUAAUUAUGAACAUUUUGAACUUGGAAACCAUUUCUGUGAAUAUGCAGGUGUAGAUAAUCUGGAUUUCUCACGAUAUCCGGAUAAAGCAUACCAGAUAGAAUGGUUACGUUAUUACCUUCAACAGUUGGCUAAAAGUAGAGGAGAAAAUCCAGAGGCAGUCACUGAUAGAGAUGUUGAAAUCUGUUAUGUGAAGACCAAUAAAUUUGCGCUGGCUGCACAUUUGUUUUGGGGAUUUUGGGGACUUGUUCAGUCAAAACAUUCAGCAAUAGACUUUGGAUUUUUAGAUUAUGCAGAACUAAAAUUGAACGAAUAUUUUGCCAGAAAAGAAGAAUUUUUAGCAUUGGAAUUACCAGCAUAAUGCUAGCCUAUUCUUAGCUUUAUUUCCUAUAUUAGAAUUACCUCAAUUUUAUUGAUUAAGUUUAUUAGAGGAUUCGGUUAAUUAGAGUCAUUGUUUUAAUCAGUAUUGUGAUGGGUUGUCUGUAAUCUAAAUUUUGGGCAUUAGGUACAUGUUAAUUGAAAUAGAUAUAUUUAUAUAAAAUGUUCUCUAACAAACUCCCCUCAUUUAAUAAGCAUCCAAUUUUCCUCCCAAACUUUUUAACAAAGAAAAAUUUUAGUUAUCAAGACAAUAGCUUUAAUUUUCUAGCUUGAAGGAAUUAAGCACAAUUUUUAAUUACAAUCCAGCUGAAACUAACUCAAAGACAGUAAAUAGGGGCAUUUUUUUUUUUUUAAUUUUUAGAGAAGAUACGGUAUUCUUCAAAUUUUAAAGUGUGGUAAAGACUUGUGCUUAAACUGGAGGAACCGAAAGCGACUAACCUUUUUCACCAGUAAAGAGCCAUGCCAGCUUGUACAUCCGUGCAGUCUGGCCAGGCUCUAUACUGUUGGCAGAUUA